AUGGUUCACGCCGACGCGUCCAACUUCGCCAGUGGCGUCACCAAGGACGAGGCCUACGAGCAAGUCCUGCUCCAGGCCAAAGGGCUGUUCGCAGACCAGCGCAACUGGGUUCGUGAGCGCCUCUCGGCCGACACUUACUUGAACGCGUCGACUGACGGUGACAGCAACCUCGCCAACGCCGCCUCUUUGUUAUGGCACGCCUACAAGUCGCUACCGCCUCCAAGCAGCCAGGUCAACUGGGCGGGAUUCUACGUCUUGGACCCUUCCUCCAAGGACCCGCAACUCAUCCUCGGGCCCUUUCAGGGGAAAGUCGCCUGCCAGACCAUCAAGUUUGGCCGCGGCAUCUGCGGCACGGCGGCGGCGUCGCGGGAGACGCAGCUGGUCGACGACGUGGACCGCUUCCCCGGCCACAUCGCCUGCGACGGAGACAGCAGGAGCGAGAUUGUCGUGCCGGUCCUGGCCGACGACCGCGACGGCAGUGGGACGAGGGCCGUCGUCGCAAUCAUCGAUGUCGACUGUGCCACUCUGGGCGGCUUUGACGAAUCCGACAAGAGGUACCUGCAGCAACUGGCCGAGCUGCUGUCCAGAAGCUGCGACUGGUGA
Hirsutella rhossiliensis is the source of this 603-nucleotide messenger RNA. RefSeq names its product GAF domain-containing protein. The transcript is spliced from 4 exons. Gene Ontology annotation, molecular function: L-methionine (R)-S-oxide reductase activity; protein binding. Gene Ontology annotation, cellular component: cytosol. The record is from RefSeq and is a predicted model, not a curated record. Lineage: Eukaryota; Fungi; Ascomycota; Sordariomycetes; Hypocreales; Ophiocordycipitaceae. Bases 1 to 603 code for a protein of 200 amino acids.